GGAGUGACGUAUGUUCCGCGUCUUCUCUCGGGUUAGUCGGCGCCUGGCUCCAGUUUGUCCGCCGCGUAGGAGAUGAACGCGCCCCCGGCCUUCGAGUCCUUCCUCCUUUUUGAAGGGGAGAAGAAGAUCACCAUCACCAAAGACACUAAGGUGCCCAACGCCUGCCUCUUCACGCUCAACAAAGAGGACCACACGCUGGGCAACAUCAUCAGGUCGCAGCUCCUCAAAGACCCCCAGGUUCUCUUUGCUGGAUAUAAAGUUCCUCAUCCUCUAGAGCACAAGAUUGUGAUCCGGGUCCAGACCACGCCAGACUACAGCCCACAGGAGGCGUUUACCAAUGCCAUCACAGAUCUGAUUAGUGAGCUGUCUCUCCUCGAGGAGCGCUUCAGAGUGGCCAUCAAGGACAAGCAGGAGGGAAUCGAGUGAAGCCAGCAUCAGCUUCCUAUAUUUCUACAAACAUUACACCCUUUACCAUGGAAAUGUCUCUCCUAUUGUAGCUCCUGUAUCUCCUCUCAGAUCGUAGCUGUACGCAACAGUUCAAUUUGUGUGCUCCAUAACAUCAUGGUGACAUGGGCAGCAUUCUCAAAAUUCUAACCAACCAUGGAGCAGGACUGCGGGGCCAACAUGGCUGACAUUGGAAACCAGAAUGGCCACUUGGUUUUAAAUCUCUUGCUGGUUGGUUGUAAUGCACACAUGUCGUCACCUGAGUGAAAUGUGGCUGGUACCAGCACACCUGCAACAGGAUCAGGUCAAACUUUGGAGCGUAGCUUGUUUGCGUGAAUGUGAGCUACUAUCAAUCCUCAAUUAAAUUAUCUUUACUAAAGAUAUAUUUUAGUGACUCUUCUCUUUUCUAAGGUGGUGAACACCAAGGUUCCUAGUUUGCUGGAGAAAAUGUAAACAAAGGUCAUUGUAGCUAAUUAGAAGGCAAUUGUACCAUUCAUUUAAAAAACAUGAGUACAUAGCACAUCUGUAUCUUAGAUAGGCUGGUGGAUCAUAACGUAUAAUGUAAUAUAGCAACACAAUGGUUUAGGAGAGAGUGGCUCUGUGUUCUGGCUCUUGUUCCAGACCUGAACUCAGUAUAGGCUGAGCUUUAGACUUUAAGUUAAUUCAAUGAAUGACGUAUUGAUUUCCUGUUGAUUAAUGCUCAAUACUGGAGUUGGCUGAGGGAUUGAUGUCACAUAAUUGGGAAAUCUCUUGAAGCAUUAAGAAAAAAAAAAGGUCAGGAUGCAGUUUUUCUGGGACUGUGCAUUGCAGUGAUGCAGUAUCUUGACUCAAAAACAGUAGUACUGUGUUGUCCAAAGAAAUAUACUUUCCUUAAAUGUCCCUCUGUGGGAGUGUCUUGUAAACUCACUUCAGAGGCAAGUUUACACCAAGGUGUCACAGAGAUGGACAAAUCCAUCAUGACUCGUUGAGAGCAUGUUAAAAAAAACACACCUAGCUGCUAUACCAGCAAUGAGUAGCCAACACCAUGGAGGGGGUUCAAGUGGGACCCCAACCACUUGACCAAUAUUCAUCAAAAACAGGGAUAUUAAAUACAAUACUAGUGUAUUUAACAACCUCACUAGUUUCUGGCACAACAUGUAGCUGAAACUAUGGUGACGACCAGUGAGGUGUGGUGAGGUGAGGUCAGUGGCUGCUGGGUAGGCAGGGGGCACAUUCACACAUCCACAUUACAUCCUCUCUAAUGUUUUAUAACAACCUGACCCUUCUUCAUUCUUCCAACUGCCACAGAAUUCUAGAAUAUUGUGCCCCCUGGCUGAACUACACUCCAAAUGAAAACCUAAACAACAAUAUUGUCCAAGUAUAUAUGAAGUACUUUUUUCUUGUUUUAUAUGGCGUUUGAUGGCUGUGAGAUGACUAAGUAACACCACUGCCUUCCUGAGAUUUCCCAAACCAUGGUGGUCGUCAUUGGGUUCACUACAAACAGCAGUUAUGGGAUACUAAUUGUACAUAUUGUUAAAACAUUAUCUGAAAAGAACACAAACGCAACACAAAGAAACAUUUGUGGUAAAAAUGUGUAGUUUGGUAUAUGUAAAAUACACAAAUACAUAUAUUUAAAUGAUGUACCAUUCCAUUAAUUCAUGUCCAGUAUUAUGAAGUAUAAUAAAAUGACUGAUAGCAGAACUGAGAGUGAAUUCAUGCAAAU
Lampris incognitus (smalleye Pacific opah) is the source of this 2146-nucleotide messenger RNA. RefSeq names its product RNA polymerase II subunit J (gene polr2j). Gene Ontology annotation, molecular function: protein dimerization activity; DNA binding. Bases 73 to 426 code for a protein of 117 amino acids. Gene Ontology annotation, biological process: transcription by RNA polymerase II. The transcript is spliced from 3 exons. The record is from RefSeq and is a predicted model, not a curated record. Gene Ontology annotation, cellular component: RNA polymerase II, core complex. NCBI's taxonomy places the organism in Eukaryota, Metazoa, Chordata, Actinopteri, Lampriformes, Lampridae.